UGGCCGCGAGCUGCUGGCGGGGCGAUGUUUCCGUCCAGAGGCAGAGCCGGAACCCGGAGCACCGAGCGGCUGCUGAGGCCGUUUCCAGCGGACGGAUAAAGCGCGUCCUAUCGAUCCGUCGCGAUCCCUUCAUGUCCCGGGAUGGAGGGCUGCUGCCGCUCCUGUAUGCCGUGCCUGGGCCGGCUCUGGAACUGGAUCUGGCCCGAGUUCCGCUACCCGAACGUGCCGAACCACAACAAUGUCAUCGCGAACCCGGCGACGCAGGCGGCGGAGAUCCGCACCGUGUCCGGGGACAUCCGCGUGCCGUCGCCCAAGAAGCGGCCGGUGCAGCUGUACGCGGCGCUCUUCGACUUCGAGGCCCGCAGCGACGACGAGCUGACGGUGAAGGAGGGCGACAAGCUGUCGGUGCUGGAGAAGCGCGGAGAGUACGUGCUGGCCAAGAAGCUGACCGGGUCCCUGGAGUCCGGACUCAUCCCCGCCAACUACGUGGCGCUGCUGCAGGACGAGUUCGCCAAACACAACCUGUCCUCUAUCAGGUCCUCAUCCUUCAAGGUCCUUCAGGUCUCUGGGGGGAAGCGGAGCAGCUCCGUCUUCACCCAGCUGCUGCUGCUCAAAUCUCGCAGCGAGGGGAAGGUCUACCACUUCCGGAUCCAGCGCUCGUCCAUCGGCGCCUACUUCGUGUCCGAUAAGGUGUCGUUCGGCACGCUGGGCGAGCUGGUGUCCUACUACCAGAAGAACCCUCGCAGCCUGGGCGUUCCUCUGGAGGAGCCCUGCGCCCAGCAGAGGGAGCUGUUCGACAUGGAGCCCUGGGAGAGGCCCCGCGAGGAGUUCAAGCUCACCAAGAAGCUGGGAGAGGGCCACUUCGGCCAGGUGUGGGAGGCCGUGUGGAGCGCCGAGAGCAAGAAGGUGGCCAUCAAGAUGCUCAAGCAAGAGGACACGAAGCAGGACGAGUUUGUGAAGGAGGUCCAGGCCCUGAAGAGCCUCCACCACCCCAAGCUCAUCCAGCUGCUGGCCAUGUGCUCCAGAGGAGAGCCGGUCUACAUCGUCACCGAGCUCAUGAGCAAAGGCAGCCUCAAGUCCUACCUCACCUCUGCUGAAGGCCAGGUGCUGACGUCGGCCCACCUCAUCUACAUGGGCAGCCAGGUGGCCGAGGGCAUGGCCUACCUGGAGGACCGCAACAUCGUGCACCGGGACCUGGCGGCCCGGAACAUCCUGGUGGGAGACGACCUGGUGUGCAAGGUGGCCGACUUCGGCCUGGCCCGGAUCAUCAAGGACAGCGUCUACACCGCCAGCCGGAGCACCAAGAUCCCGGUCCGGUGGACGGCUCCGGAGGCGGCCAUCUACCAGCGCUUCUCAGUGAAGUCGGACGUGUGGUCGUUCGGCGUGCUGCUGUACGAGAUGAUGUCACGGGGAAAGAUGCCUUACGAAGGUAAAAGCAAUAAGGAGGUGCUGGACCUGCUGUCGUCGGGCUUCCGGCUGCCCUGUCCGACCCGCUGCCCGCAGAACAUUUACCGCAUCAUGAUGGACUGCUGGGCCGCCGAGCCCUCCAAGAGGCCGUCCUUCCACGCCCUGCACAGCCAGCUGGACACCAUAUACGCCAGGAUUUACUUCAAAACCAUCGAGGUGUAGAGCCUGGAGGACGUGGGACCGACACAUGAAGGAAAGAACUCGUAGAGAAAUCCACAACAGGGUAUACGUACUUUACAAGGUGUGAAGAGAGACGAUGCUCGGAGAGUCGAGGAGUAAAAACUGAGAACUCUUCGUUUGUCGGGGUAACAGAAGGACCGGCGGCCCGCUGAAGGUGUGUGGACACACUCCUGCCGAACACUGACGCCCUGAGCACAUUCACAGAACCAACUGUUUUUAAUUUUAUACCCUUUCUUGUGUUUUAUAAAUGACGGUUUAUUACUUGUGUACCUUGUGCCAUGUUCAAAGUACCACGAAGUCGCAGGCCAGGACUUGAACGGAUCUCUUUGGACUUCAACACCAGAAACAUGGAGUUUAUGUGCAAUAACGAAACACUUGCUGAGUUUUUUUUUAGUAGCAGACCGGGUGUAGCGAUGCUAAGUUCUAGUCCAGAGUUAAACGUCUUGGCAGCGAUUGGAUCGACUGUCAAGAUGUUCAGUAAAGACCUUCCAGGAAAUGAUCUGGUGAUUCCACCACUGUUCAUCACACGUCUUCUCUUGUUGUGAACUAAUGACCAACGAAUUGGAAGCUUAAGGACGGAUACACCAACCCAGAGCUCUGUCAGUGCACAUGUGGCAUCUGAGUUACACUUGAACCAAUCGUACGACGGUUUGGGAUGAAGGUUUAUUUGUUCUCUUGCGGUGGAUGAGUAGGUUGAUGCCACUAAAGUGUCUUCAUUAGCUCCACAGGUCCAACCAGGAGGCGGUCAUUAGAACUGAGCAAAAUCUGACUCAGAAAAAUGUGGACUGAGGGUAUAAGGCCGGAGGGUCAUUCCAUUAGAAACCAAUCAGAGCCGUACUUUAACUUGUAAAUGUAGCCGUUAAGUGGAGAAACAACUUGAAUGUUCAGUGUGUAAUCUUGGUAUCCAUCAGUACAGAGGAGAUCAUUAGGGUGCAGGAAUUAUCAGGGUUUCCUUCAGGAAGUCGCUCAAAUGUUACAUUUUGCAAAUUAAAAUUUUCUUGUUUCAGAAAACUUCCGUAAUCCUGUCUAGAAGAUGAUCCUCGUAUCACAUACAGGUAAAAACUAAACCUUUCAUUUGCUAUAACUGUCUACGAUACGUAAAACUAAUUUUAAAAAAUGUCCCAUAUUAGUAUUCACCUCGUCCAAAAUGAGCCAAUAACUGGCCAGCAUACCUCCAACUACUCUAAAUCGGCUGAAAGUGAGCCUUGUUUACCCAGAAUGCACUUUGUAGAGUUUUCUCUGGUGAAUGAUCAGAAACCAGAACCACAUCCAGGGUACCGAUGAUUGUCUCUAUGGCUCCAUGUCAUAGACGUUAAACUGUUCACACUACGAUACAUCCCAUAAUACUGAUGCUCAGAGUUGCAGAAACUGAACUAAAACCAGACUCAGAAAUGAUGAAAGAAGAAAUAGGAAUUAGAAAAGCAUGGAAUUUGGACCCACCUCUAUGGACUUCAAGGGCCUAAAGGUUCCCGUAUAGGGUUGAAAAGUAUACCUACCGACAACUGUAGAGACCACUCAUCACCAUCUUGUGUCUGUUGUUGUUUCAACUCAAACAGAAAUAGAAAAACAAGAAUGUGGAGUUUUAUAGGUACUUCUGUGCAAGUAUUCUACCUAUUCCUUGGUGACCUGAAGCUGUGGCGCUAAGCUAACUAGUAGCACGUUUGCAUUUAGCACACGGACAUCAGAGUGGCAUCAAGUUUCUCAUUCAACUCUUGUUACGGAGACGAGUUUACCUGAACGCUGAGUCACUGUUUUGAUGCUAACAAGCAUGAAAACUUGCCAUGUUGAAGCAUGCUAACAUGCUAACCGUAGCAUGUUAGCAUGCUCAGUAGCAUACAUUGCUAGACAAACACUGCACGCCAGCAGCACUGAGCCUGAGGCAGACGGAAUGAGCCGAAUGGAGCCUGAGAUGUGCUAACAUGCUAACACUGCUGACUCAAUAAUCUUCAUUCUGGCGCCAUUCUCAGGACCAACAUCAGCGAUCUGAUAUUUGUGUUCUUCGUCCACCCACCACUGUCUACUUCCUGUCUUCUCGGGGCUCUUCAUGUGACACCGUUGGUCUUGUUAUGAACCCACAAAGUGUUUUCUUCGUUCCACCGUCUGUCACAGGGAUCCAGGAGGAUUCUGGGCACCACGUUAGCGUCUGAUAUCUCGUCUCUAGAAUAUUAUUCCCGCUGUUUUCGUCCUUGUGAGAUGCAUUUAGCGGUGGCCGAGCCCGUGCUUCUAAAGCCAGAGCGCCACAGUGCCAUGUGUACAGGCCUUAAGUUAUUCAAGCUCCUCUCAAGGCCCUGAAUCAAGGCCGGUUACAACUAGAGUGCCUAUGUUUACAAUGCAGACUCUGUCCACACAGCGAGCUACAAAGACUUGAGAACGAGGCUACCAGACCUGCAGAGUGGAGCAGCCAGACCUUCUGCACCACGCUGACCGUACAGCAGCGUCGCACCGAGCAAUGCAAUCUGAGAACAAUGCAACUUCGGUCUCUUAUGCAUGAAACUCACAGCGAACGAAGCCAAGUUCAGGAAACUUGAGCCAUAAUCACCGAAUCACAAGUCUGAGUUUGUGUUUUGUUUUUGUUUUUGUUUUUCGCCUGUGUGCAAUCAGGAACAAAACACCAGUAAUGCAAAGAAUAAAGUAUUUUAAGUAUUGUUUUGAAA
This is a messenger RNA of Stegastes partitus (bicolor damselfish), 4301 nucleotides long. RefSeq names its product src-related kinase lacking C-terminal regulatory tyrosine and N-terminal myristylation sites (gene srms). The coding region runs from base 142 to 1629 and encodes 495 amino acids. Gene Ontology annotation, molecular function: protein binding; protein tyrosine kinase activity; ATP binding. The record is from RefSeq and is a predicted model, not a curated record. The transcript is spliced from 8 exons. Lineage: Eukaryota; Metazoa; Chordata; Actinopteri; Pomacentridae. Gene Ontology annotation, biological process: protein phosphorylation.